CCUGCGCAGCGGGCGCUACACCCCAACCAAACAGUCAGCGGCUGGCGGUUCGGCCGUAAGAAAGUGUGUUGGCGAGCGCGGAGGAGCGCUGUCGGUUUGAGAGGGAAAGGAGAGGCCGACGGUUGCUUUGGUUGGUGGGUGGGUGGGGCCGCGCGCGCUAAUAAGCUGCCUGUAGCUUCGGGGCGCCCGGGACGAACAAAGGGCCGGGUCCGGAGCAGUGGGGCUGAGGGCUUCAUGGAAGUCCCGCUCCUUCCUCCGUUGCGGACGCUCGCCUGCCGUUGGGAAAGGUCUGUGGAGGCUACGUGCGUGGAAGGGCUCCGCCUCGGGACCCAGUCAGAAGCCUGAGGUUGACCGGCGGCUGCGAAGCCUCCGGGGCGAUCGAGAAAGCGACGUUCAACGGCCUCCCGCUCGGUGAUUGCAGCAACCUGGAGGAGGUGGCGGCGGCGGCGGCGGCCUCAUCGACGACCGUCGUUCUUCGAGCAGAACGGCGUCGCUAAAGCCUAGUGGCCCCCGUCCUUCCCUCCGUGUUCUUCUCCUGCUUCUCUCUCCCGCCGCCCGUUUUCCCCUUCCCAGAAAAAAACAAAGCUCUGUCCGAGGAGCUGUUGCCAUCGGCUGCGCUUCUUUGCCCCGGGCUUGACGGGACUGCGAUUCUGGGGAAGCCCCAAGAGAGGCGCCCAGGCAGGCCGGAGGUGGGGGGGGGAGCUCUUUUGGGCCACCCAAAGGGAAAGACUGCUUGGCCUUGGCUCCAAACGGCGGGAUACGAAUAUUUCUCCUCUCUGCCCGUGAAUAAACUGGCUGCAUAGCCUCAGGCGUAUCGCUUAGAUUAGAACAGCUCCGGGUUUAUUGGAUGUGAUUUGUUUCCUCUUUUUUUUUUUCUUUUUUUUUCUAACCGUGGCAAUUUUUUUUUUUUCUUCACUCUCCCACCAUUUUAAGUCUUUUCGAACAGUAUUGAAGUGGGGUGACUGGAUGGAGAGAUAUACGAGAUUACUUUUUGGCUUCUUUUGAUUGUGGAGCAGAUUGAUAUGACUAGGUGCCUGUAAUAAACACGAGCAUCUCGUCCAGAAGGAUUUUUAACAAUAAAAUAGCGAUUUUUUUUUAAGAGCUGAAAAUGAUUCUGAAGUGGAUUUUGCCUUACUGGAGCUACUUGUUCUCUGUGCCCAUUUUGGUCCUGUUUAACUGUUACCCUCUCCGAGCUAGUGCAGAUAAUACCAAUCUAAUAUAUUAUACAGCUCUCAUAAAUGUCACUGUGUUGAAUCCCGAUCGUUCAACAUCUGCUUCAAUAACACUUGAACGUGCACGCUAUGGACAAACUUCCCCCAAAAUAGGUGUCAAAGGCCUACUUCUGGCACCUUUGCCAAUCAAUGGAGUUCCAGAUCGUUUAGGAUGUGAUCCACGAACACGGUUUCAAGUUCCUCCAAAUACAAAGCAGUGGAUUGCUCUAUUACAGCGAGGAAAUUGUACAUUUAAACAAAAAAUUCUGCGAGCAGCUUCACAUAAUGCUUCAGCUGUGGUAAUUUACAACAAUGUAUCUGGCAAUGAGCCUGUUACCAUGACUCAUCAAGGAACUGGAGACAUUGUUACGGUCAUGAUCACUGAAAUGAAAGUUAAAGAAAUCUUGAAUUACUUAGAAAAAAAUAUGUCGGUCCUAAUUGCAAUAGCCGUGGGAACACGCCAUCCAAGCAAAAAUGUUAAUCGAAGUUCCCUUGUCUUUGUAUCCGUAUCAUUUAUAGUUUUGAUGAUAAUUUCUUCAGCAUGGCUAAUAUUUUAUUUCAUUCAGAAGAUCAGAUAUACCAGUGCACGUGAUCGAAACCAGCGUCGUCUUGGAGAUGCUGCCAAAAAAGCUGUUGGUAAACUAACAGCAAGAACUGUAAAGAAAGGUGAUAAGGAAACAGAUCCAGACUUUGAUCACUGCGCUGUUUGUAUUGAAAGCUAUAAGCAAAACGAUGUUGUACGCAUUCUACCAUGCAAGCAUGUUUUUCAUAAAACCUGUGUAGACCCAUGGCUAAGUGAGCACUGUACCUGUCCUAUGUGUAAACUGAAUAUUUUGAAGGCCUUGGGAAUUGUGACAAAUGUACCAUGUGCUGACAAUAUGGCCUUUGACAUGGAAAGACUAACCAGAGGCCAGCUAGGUAACAGGGGAUCAGUUCUUGGUGACCUUAACAGUGACAGCUCGCUCACACUUGAGCCCCUACGUACUUCUGGUGUAUCACAAUUUCCGCAGGAUGGAGAGCUGACUCCAAGGACAGGCGAGAUCAACAUUGCUGUAACUAGUGGCCAUUUUUUCCACCGUAAUUCUCUCUCCCCUCGGAGCCUCGUCUACGAGAAUGAUUUCUCUUCGAUCGAGCCUGUCUUGGACAUCUACGAUGAGAACAAGACCUGAAAGGGAAUCUGCAUUCUUCUUGCUUUGCUCUCUUUCCCUUUCCCUUUUCCGUUUCUCAUUCCUAUUGUUGUGUACUCCUUCCAUGGAUGUCCUUUGUCUGAAGAAGAGCUGCCUUUUUCCAGAACUUGUGCCUGGCUGCCAGGCUGCAAAGGUGAAGCUCAGCUGAGGCAAUAUCUGAGGAUGACGUCUCUGAACAGAUGAAGUAUGUGCACAAGGUCGGCUGUUGGAGGUUGCCGAGUUGACAAAUUGCCAUUAGCAGUGCCAACGUGAUGGUGUCAGUAUGCUAGAGAUUUUGCCCUACUCCGUUUUAAUUUUGUACAACAGUCCUGUCUCUUGAGUAGGCACGUGAUAGUUCUCUUAUUUUCCAAACCAAUAAAUUACCGUGUUUGCCAGCUUACUUGCCUGAUGCAGGAGCUGAUAGGCUAACUGCCCAAAGUACUCCAGUUACUUUUAAUUUUGUCCUUAAUCUCACAUUGAAUACUUCCAUUCCAAAGGGAUCUACAAUAUAUAUAUAUAUAUACAUAUAUAUUAGUAGUUGAUGUUGCGGUUUAACAAAACAAGAUAUCACAACAGCAGCAUAGCAACCUAUGACAUUUUCCUGGAUUUGGAGGAUUUUUUUUCACAUCCUAUUGUGGCUAAAUAUGGUCAGAUGUUGCUUGGUGAGAACGGAACAACAGACACAGAAAGUGACAUUUUUACAGCCUUUUACUGACUUUCAAAGAUUCCGUUGAGAUUUAUAAACCCAAUCUUUGAGCGCGACAUGAUUAAGACUUCUUAAGAAGAAUCCAGGAAUCAAAAAUAUAUAUUAUUGCUUGAUUUUUAAGAUACGUGUUCUUUUUUCACUCAGAUUUUUAAGAAGCCAACAAUAUUGGUGUUAUAUACUAAAAAAAAAAAAAUCUGGAAGCUUCCUUCCUACAUGUUUUUACUUGAGGUAACUGUAUUCGCAAAGCAACACUUUUCUGAAGCUAAUUCUGUUCCUGAGGAGAUCACUAUUAUGAAGCACGUGAGGAAGACAGGCAGCUGGGGCAUUAAAUGCUGGAGGAAAUCAGUUUUGAUUAGAAUGGUGAGACACGGUAAAAAAAAAAGUAUUCUGAUGCAAAAACGGACAGGUAAAAGGACAAAAACAAUCAUGUUUUUAAAGCAGCCAAAAUGCUGCUUCAGCAAAAAAACAAAAACCAGAUCUGAACUAUGUUAUGGGGUUCCUUAGUUAGUUUUUCCUGCUAAGGAAGCUCUGUAAAAUAAGUGACAAAUGUCAUUUUUCCCCAUUGCAAAUUUGAGCUCUAUAGAUAUAAAAAUGAUACAUUAUGUGAAAACAAGCUUGAUUCUAUAUGAAGCUUGAUUGAUGAAAAAAAAACCUGAAACUAAUUGAAAGGUAAGGUAUGUUAUGUGCGUGACUUGUCGCUUAGACAGCUGAAGCUGUAAAUGAAGAGACAUUAUUGGGGUUUUUUUCCUACAAGGGUUGGGCUUUGAAAAUAAUCACUUCUGCCCUGGAAUGUAGUCAUGCUGAAACUUCAAUGCAAAAAAUGUGAAAUUAGCUCUGGACUCUUUGCUAGGUGGAAUGCUUAGCCAGUGUUGUUAGGAGGGUCAUUCUAUAGAGCUGAUCAUUCUUGACUGGUUGAUAUAUAGAAUUUUAAGGAUUUAGCACUGGCAGUGUGGACGUAUAUGUACAUGUAUGUGCCAGAUAAGUUUCAAUAUACUCCAUUAGCCAUAAAAAAAAAAACAAACCCUCGCAACAAAAUUCUUUUAGAAGCACAGUUUUGACAUAUUAUGAAUUAAAAUUUAAAUGGUUAGGGUGGGGGUUAAUAGUAUUGAGGACAGGUGUAAGACCAUUGUGAUAUUACUUGAAUAGACAAGACAGAAAAACCCUGCAUUUUUUUUCUUUUCAGACUGCCAGUAUCCUGUAGUUAUAUUUAUCUAUCAAUAAGAGACAGUGUUAUCUUAUGUGAAGUGCUCUCUUUUGGAAAAGUGUGUAGUGCAUAGCUGCAGUUGUGAUAAUUCUAAAAAAAAUUCAGUACCUUUCAUAUUAAUUAUAAAUCUACAAUUAUUGAUUACCAACAUCAUUGGCAUACCUUAUGUUUUAAACAUAAUCUAGCUAAAUUUAUUUUUAACCCAAUGUUGACCAAGUGGAGACCUGACCUGAAUUAUUAUGAUACUGAGAACAUUAAAAUCUUUAAUAGUCAUUGAAACUUUAAUAAGAUUGGUGGGCUAAUUAAAAUGUCUCGUAUUGGAAUAGCUCCACACAGUUGACUCAUCCCUGAAAAUACAUAUAUAUCUUUGGAAACAAACACAUAUAAGGAACUUUAAGAAAAGAGGAAUCCAGAAUUUUUCCCAUUUCAAUUCCAUUAAACUCAACCAUUAAGGAGAUUUAGGUAUAACUAAUAUAUUUUUGAUUGGGACAAGGCAGAAUUUUUUAAAGAGGGGGAGGUCAUUUCACUAUAUGAAUUGUAAAUUCAAAAAAUGUGUUUUAACAGAUAUGGAAGUUUUCUAUAUCCCAUGUAGGAUAUAGGAUUUAACUUUUGUGCUGGAAUCAUUCUAUAUGGAUAAUUAGGGCAAUUAUGGUUUGGGCUACCAUCUAAUCUCCUGAUCCCCAGUUGUGUAUGUGUGCACUUUACUCCAUAAAUCGAACUUUUACCUGACGUAUACCGGAUAAUACCAAAACACAAUCUCAUCUCUAUUUUCAUUGGCAAUGGCAUGCUGGGAUCUUGGAGCAUAAGAGUCCUUAGAUCUUCUGAAACUGGAAAUACUAGGGACAGAAUUUUCAUGCAAAGACCUUUGCUUUACCACUAAACUCUAAUUCUGCCUGGUUUCUUUUGCAGAUAGGUAAGCUAUAACUAUGAGUUGUAGCUAGUUUUCCAAUCACUAAUACUUUGAUUGUUGCCCAAGUCAUUAAAAGCAGCAUUAUCUGGAACUGAAAGUUCUAAGAUUAAGACAUGAAAUCGUUAAUAAUUCUAGUUGCCUGUCAACUCAUUUUGGUCAAGAUUUAUAAUACAGAUGUUUUCAUAUCCUGAGAUUUGAUGUAUUUAUUUAUUUAUUAAAUUUAUUGGCCAUCUUAUCACAGGGUAACUCUGGUUGGCAUACAGUAUUAAAUUGAUAAAACUAUAUAAAUAAAAUGCUACAAUAACACAGAAAUGCAAAAUACAAUAUGUAGCCUUAGCUAAAAGAUGGUGUGGGAGAGAGUAGGAUGAAGGGGGGGGAUCUAUUAUAUGUGACACAUAAAGUGUUGUUUCCUGAAGGAAUUUUAUCACUGUAACAAAAAAGCUGUUAUGUGUUUUGUUUUACAGGCAGUGCAAUUACACUUGUCUAAUCAAGUGAACAAGAGUCCUUAGCCCAGCUUCAAAUUUUGGGAAAGCAUUUUAUGGACAUUUGGGCAUAACUACUUUUUACCCCUAGGUUAUGCUAUUAGAAAUUGAAGAAAGGGAUUCAAAAAGAUUGGUUAACUGUUAGACAUUAUGCUAUUGUGAUAACUAUGUGGACUCUUUCAGAAAAUAUUGCAGUAAAUGUAACACUUAGUUAUACUAAUAUAAUAGUCUGAAUUUCACAAUGUUCCCAAACUACACAAUUGGCAGCCCCAAGAAUACCCAUUGCCUGAGGCCUACUCCUCUGCUCUCCACCAUCCAUGUGCUUUCCCUGGCAAUGUUAACACCACCCCUCCUCCUCCAGCUGGACCGAUGGUGGGUUGCUCCCGGUUCUGUCCAGUUCUUGCGAACCGGUAGUAAAAGUGGUGGGAGGCUCCACCCACCCUCCUGGACAUCAUAAUGGACGAUCUGCGCAUGCGCAGAAGUGUGCACGCUUCCAUUGCGAACCAGUAGUAAAGGUAAGUAGAACCCACCCUUGAGCUGGACACUCAAUAGAUGUUGCUCAGAGGGCAUUCCCAAAAUGGAAUGCUUAUUCUGAAGGACCAUGCCUUUAGGCCCAAUGAUACCCAACCUGUGUCUCGUGAUUUUCCUGGACAUCUCUCUGACGGUCCUUUUCCAUUUUAUAUGGAUGGCCAAGAGGAAGGGUAUAUGCCUUUUCUUGUGGGUAUUUCAGGCCUUCCACAUAGCUUUUUUACAGUAUCAGAAAGGGACUUUUAGUAAGAAAGCUCAUUUCAUAUGUUAAUUUCCAGAAGGGUGAUUCAAAUCAUUGUAAUUUAAUAACCUGAAGAGAAUAUCAUCAAUCAGAAUAUCAUCAGCUUCUGAGGAAUGUAAAAAAGAAUAUUAACCGCACAUCCCAAAUAUUUAUAUAGAAUAAAAAUACAUUCUGCGUACUAGAUAUUUGAAACUGCAAUUCCCAUGACAUCUUCUUAUUUGCCCUGGUACUGAUGGACGUCAAAGCUGAACCAUCUGGAGGGGCAUCAAUCUGUCUAGCUUACUUUGCUGGAAUUCUCCAUGUGUCCCUCCUAAGUAUAUGGUAAAAAAUUGAAAUAAAGUAAGAUUACUACAUGAUUAAUUCAUAUUGAAUAAAUGCGAUAUAGCAUAGCCUUCAUAAAUUGCUCCUAAUUACAAUUUUCAAAAAUGUAGAGGAAUCAAUUUUUCUCUAUUCAGAAAUAGAUUGUUGGCCCCAAAAGCAAAGGAAAACAUUGUUCAGUAAACCAGUUGUUCCACAGCCAUGUUUUUUUAUAUAGUAAAAUGAAAGCUUAAAAGUUUCAAGCCAAGUGGCAUAGCAAACUAUGGCUAUAUCCACACUACAGAAUAUCUGCUUAUGUUAUUUUUAUUGUCAUGCUUUCCCCAAAAGUAUUCCAACAUACUGUACAGAAAAUGCUAAGGAUUUAAUUAGCAAUCUCUAUUGCUUUCCUAGUCAUCAACCUAGUUAGCUUUAUAUCAAAAAGAGAAUGGUGGUACAGUCUAACUUUAACAAAGAUGAUUCAUUAUAUAAUUCAGUGAAUGUUAAAAAUGUACAGUCUUCAUGCAUAUAUCUAGCCACCUGAACUGUUUUAAUUGAAAUCUUUACUAAAUUUCCAUGAGCUCAUUUUCAAUUAGUCACGUUACAAUGUGUUUCGUUUACGGAUUUUUCUAAUUAAACCUGCUACUUAAUUUUUCCUUGUCUCUCGAUACAUGUUCCAAUUUAUACUAUUCUCCCUUGCCUUGCAUACACCUGUAUUAAUACUGUUCCUCACAGCUGUUAUUUAUCAUUCAGUUUCUAUCCAAACGAUAUAGAAUUUGUGAGAGUGGGAGAAAGUGUAGGAAGUAGAGUUUCCCAGGGCUGGCAUGUUGAAAGAGUCAAUACAACUUCCAUCUUAUUGUAAGCAUGAGAAGCAUAAAGCAGGAUUUCUGUAAUAGGAAGGGUGGGAGAAAAUGCGUUGGAAGGAAGCUUAAGAGGGGGAAAAGGGCUACAACUGCACUUGUCAGAGAGCAAUAAAUGGGAGUAGUUACAGUGUCUACGCUGUGAUUAAGUUUCCAUGUUAACUGUGUUGUAAUGAGUGUCUUGGGAAGCAGUCAACACUGCAUUCAUUUGAAUUUCUGGAGCUAGACAAAGGCCUGAAGAAGCAUUAUGAUGUUCCAUUAUUGUCAGUUGUUUACAGUGAUCUCUAGUAGGGAAGGACAGGUCAAAUCUGCUGUGUCCCAAUUAUUUCCCAGUGGUUUAACACAGGUUUCCCCAACCAGACAAUGUACAGAGAUGGCAUUAGAAUCUACAGCGUCUCAAACUAAUCCAACUGGAAGUUGGUGUGGAUGGGGGAGAGUAAUACUUUUAACAGCUGUUCAUUUAUUCUUAUAUAUGAUUUAAUUAAAAAGCAAAUCAGGUUUAUAACAUCUCAAUAGAAAGAGUGUAUCUUGACAGUGCAAUGCUACUCUUUGUCAAUUGAACUAUAGCUUUGUCUUUAUUUUGCCUUCUUGCUUAUUAACUUUUCCCCUUGUUCUUUCACUACAUCAAUCCAUAUUAUCCAUGGCCUUGAAGAUAUUUUUAUUAGGGACUAUUAUGCUAAGUGAAAUGGCUACAGAUAUUGAUACAAAACCUUACGUUGACAAGGCAACGGCGUGUUUUGGUGUCCAUUCAGAAGCUGAACAGUUGCAAUGAAACAUUAGCAAUGUAUGUCUACUGUCCUGCUAUUUCCAGGGAUGAGUGGAAAGGAUUUUGUGCAUUCUUUCAAUUCUUUUUAUACUUGAUGCGUAUAGUCUUAAAUGUGCAUUGUAGUUGUACAGAAGCAACUUAGCUGCAGAAAUUGCUGCUGCAGACUUGCACAUGAAGUUAAAGUGAGCAAAACGAGUCUCAGAGAGAACUGUAUUCACUUAUGAGGGCUAUUAUAUCUGGGGCUAGGCAGGAAACCAAGAUAACAGUGGGAAAGACAAGGGAGCAGAUAUGCAUUGAUCCGUAAGUUUACAUAUCCACAUAGUUCAGGAGGACUUGCUGCUCUGAGGUCUAUCCCCACGUAUGUUUGCAUUAUCCUCAAUUUUAGAAGACUCAUGCCCACAGACUGCAACCUCAAUCAUGCUGCUUGGUUAUUUUAGUUCAAUGUAUUAAUAAGUUCAAUGUAAUAAGUUUAUCCAGAUGCAAUUAUUGGAGAAAAUUAUAUUUCUUCACUUAAAAAGAUAGUACUAGAUAGGUUCGUUUAUAUUUCAUCUUCAAUUGCAGAGGAACUCAAAGCUUAUCGGCAAUAAGCCAGUAGUGUGUAAGUCCAGAUAUGGGCUGAAAAUUAGCAAAAUCCUCUCAUGAGCUGUUCUAGACAUAUUAAUGGAUUUGCUGGAAGAGGAGUUCUGGUUCACUUUUCCCACUGUCCAGAAUAUGAGGAAAUAAACCCUAAGGUGUGACUUACAUGCCCUGGGUUGGAUCUAAACAGAAAAUACUUUAUUCCAUCAGUUGUUCUAAAUUUAUAUUCAGUGCUUUUAUUUACUCAUAUGUAAUAUAGUUAUAAUACCUACCUCACAAGAAUUGUGUGAGACUUCAUUCAUAUUUAUGAAGACUGGCAAGCUUUUUGCAUGAAUGGUGCUAUGUAAACGCUUGUAUGUGUGACCAUUUUGAAGAUGUUGGCUUGUUUGCUCAUGUUCUGAUUGCCCCUUUUUUUCCCUUAUAGACGUCAGGCAUUCUGAGGUGCUGAAUCAUAUUAAUGAAAGCUUUGUGAAAAUACCUUUUUGUAUAUUUACUUGAAUUGUCUUCCUUUCUCUUGAUUCUUUCUGUGUUUGUUCACUUAUGCUUGAUUAGUCUGCUUGUAGCUCUCGACUUUUGUGCAUCCAAGUGAUAGAAUCGAAGGGAAUAUAAUUUCAAGAGGAUGUUCUUAAUGCACUUAAUUGAUGUAGUCCUAAUGUUUCCCGGAUGCCUACAUUAGUUUUAAGAGUUGAAUGAUUUAUCUCCUUGGAAUUGCUGGUGUUAUCCAUAAUUGAAUUUUAGCAAUGGCUAACUAAUAAAUAUGUGAUCUUUCAAAUAAAUAGAUUUCUAAAACUGCAUGUUUUAAUUGCAUUGAAAAUCAGUGCUUAAAUUAUAGAGGGAGAGGACAAGGGUCUGCAUGAAAUCUAAAACCCCAGCUUUUGACUUCACCCAUUUUAUGGAAUCAGGGGUUUUCUUUGCAGCUCUUCCCAAAACAGCAGAUAAAAUACAGUCCUCACUUCCCCCACUGUAAUUUGAGCACUGCUGGUGGCUCCAGGGAGAGGGUGAAAAAAAAACCUUAAAACGCCCAGCUAUCACAUUUGCUAAUAAGUUAGCGAGGCUGAUCUGCAUCAACUAAAAGCACAUAUACAAUAGCUGUCACUUAUGUAGCUCUGUAGCUUGGUGAAACGAGUGGCCAUUUUUCCAGCAGUGAAGCAAAUUGCAAUUUGAAUGGCUUUGAUUGUCCUAUUUCCCUUUCCAAAUAAACUUCUUGUCUUGGUUACAGCCAAGGACUGGGGGAAAAAACGAUUUUGCUAUAGUUAUGAUGGUAGUAGUGAUGGUUAGUAUAAUGUUAUUUGUUCCAGGAAGAAUUAACCUCAAUCUGGUAUUACCCAGGCACUAUAGAAGAAGGUUUGCCAGCUUUUGUAUCCAUCGGCUUCUGUGCCUUUAUUAGUUUCACCUAGGCCUUGUAGUUCAAUUGGUACCCUUUGUCCUGGUGUAUAUCUGUGGUGAUGAAAGAGAGCUGCAAAAAUUGAAUUCUUCCCUGCUGUUAAUAACUGAAACCACACUGAGAUUUGCCAGGAAAACAUGGAGGAUAAAUAGGCAAUUUCUCUGUGGUUGUGGAAAAUCAGCACUUGUGGGAUUUUUAUUUUUAUUUUUUAUUUUGUGAUGCGCAGCCAUCAGAAUGAAGCCUUUGUUUCACUGCACUCCUGUUUCCUCUACAUCUGCACAUUUGUCACUGAAAUGAUUAAAGUUUCACACUAAGCCUUAUGUCAGGGAAAAAACAUCUUUCAGAAGUGCACAAAAGCUAGAAGUAUCUCAGUUAUUGAGCAGCUUGCAGCAAAAGAAAUGGUUUAUCAGGAAGAUGCCCUUUCUGUGCCAUUUAAGGGCUAUGCAUUCAAAUGCUUUUAAGAUUUGUGGCUUUAAAUAAGAAACGGGCAUUCUGUUACAAAUAUACAAAGGAUUGGUUUAAAAUGUCAGACCCAUUUCAGUGAUUGCGCUGAACCAUGAUUCGAGCGUAUGUAACAUCUUAAGUCCUAGCUCUUUUCCCAAAUAAGAUUCUGCAGAUAGCUAUGUACUUAACGGUGUUAUGUCUGCUCAGGAUUUCCAAAUACAGGUCAACAUUAACUAUGCACAAAACAAAAAAAGUAAAAAAGAAUGUUGAGAAGGAUAUUGGAGCAAGUGGAUUUGACAAGUGAAAGUUAUUAAAAUACCAAAUGCUGAGUGUGUAAAAUACAAUGACAGGGCUUAUGUAAUUGAAUAAUUUAUUGCCAUAUUGUGAGUUAUAUUGAUGAGAACAGUGAAGAAGUUGAACGAUCCAGAAAGCUACUAGAGGCUGGCAAAGUGAAAAGGACUAUUUGCCUUGAGUUUAACCUUGGCAUGUGCAAGCAGUGUGCCACCCUCUUGACAAUCGAAAAUUUCAGACUUGUGUGAUAAACUGUAGCCUGGCAGCCACAAAAAAAUCAUAGUCUGCAUAUUUUGAUGUCAGUAGAUUACUGUAUUGUAGCUGUGUGGUAUAUGCUGAACCAUUAAUGGUGUAUACCUUUAUGUUAGAGUUUGCUAAUGUAAUACAUUUCAAUAAAAAGCUGUUUAAAGAC
Messenger RNA from Pantherophis guttatus, 11475 nucleotides. NCBI's taxonomy places the organism in Eukaryota, Metazoa, Chordata, Lepidosauria, Squamata, Colubridae. The record is from RefSeq and is a predicted model, not a curated record.